Bubalus bubalis (water buffalo) is the source of this 3794-nucleotide messenger RNA. RefSeq names its product kelch like family member 7 (gene KLHL7). Gene Ontology annotation, molecular function: protein binding. The transcript is spliced from 12 exons. The coding region runs from base 1072 to 2688 and encodes 538 amino acids. NCBI's taxonomy places the organism in Eukaryota, Metazoa, Chordata, Mammalia, Artiodactyla, Bovidae. The record is from RefSeq and is a predicted model, not a curated record. Gene Ontology annotation, cellular component: Cul3-RING ubiquitin ligase complex. Gene Ontology annotation, biological process: protein ubiquitination.
GCUCUGUCUUAGCCAACACUUGGUAUUGUCAGUCUCUAUGACGUUAGCCAUUCUAGUGGCUGUAUAGUAGCAUCUUAUUUUAUUUGGUGGAGUGCCUUGUCAUUUUUCUAACUUUUUGUUUAGGUUCACAUUAUCUGUUACACUAGAAAGGGGCUCUUCAAAGCAGGGCAGGGUCAUUAGUCACUAUGGCACAUAUCCAGCACUGAUGCUAUUUGUUAAUGCAGUCCAGAAGAUCCUUAUCAAUUGAGAGAUGUUUUGAGAACUUUGAGUACCACUAUAGUUCAGUUUCCUCAGGUUAAAUGAAUUAGAGAAUAAUUAGAAUGUAAGAGCCUAUGUUAAAGCCCCAUUGAGAGUGAAGUGAGAGAACCGCAAAGCUAAUUUUGAGGAUUGGAUGCUUGCUGAGCAGUCACCUCAAUGCUCUUACUAUUACUAAAGUAACUCAGCCUCUGUAUGCUCACUUCUCCAAGACUGUCACUUAUUACACGUCGGUAAUCCUUAGGGUCUCCUGCAAUGAUCUAAGCCUUCUGCAUCAAAUCCUCAAUCAUAGAAACACUUCUCAAGCCUUACUUUGGAUAUAGCAGCCAUUCUGCAAAGCGUUUUAUAGGCUUUUCUCAUUGAAUUUUCUUAGCGCCCAUUGACAACUCCCUAUUAUCCAGACCUCCCUAUCCUUAACUCUUCUCAAUUUUCUCUUUUUGUCUGUCCGGUUUAGGAGCUAUAUCUCUCUCUUUGCUCUCUUUUCAGUGUCCCAAGCUUUCUUGGCCCUCUGUCCUUUUUUUCACAUCCUUUGGGCAAACAGCACUGAUGACUGUUCACCUUUGUGCAAGGCUUCCAAGCACAGCUGAAGAAUAUCCCAUUACUGGGCAGCCCUCCACCGGGUGAGUCCUGACUUCACCUGGCCUGGCAGUGCUACUUACUGUGAUUUAAAUCCACCACCCAACUAUAGUUGAAUCUACAGUCUACCCAGGGAUCUGUACCCAGGGUCAACUUGAAUUCACGCUGGGAGGGACUGAUUGCAGAACCUUGUUGACAAGCCACAUAAAUCCAAAGAAAACGCUGUGUGAUGUGAUCCUUAUGGUCCAGGAAAGAAAGAUACCUGCUCAUCGUGUUGUCCUUGCUGCAGCCAGUCAUUUUUUUAACUUAAUGUUCACAACUAACAUGCUUGAAUCAAAGUCCUUUGAAGUGGAGCUCAAAGAUGCUGAACCUGACAUUAUUGAACAACUUGUGGAAUUUGCUUAUACAGCUAGAAUUUCUGUGAAUAGCAACAAUGUUCAGUCCUUGUUAGAUGCAGCAAAUCAGUACCAGAUUGAACCUGUGAAGAAAAUGUGUGUUGAUUUUUUGAAAGAACAAGUUGAUGCUUCAAACUGUCUUGGUAUAAGUGUAUUAGCAGAGUGUCUAGACUGUCCUGAAUUGAAAGCAACUGCGGAUGACUUUAUUCAUCAGCAUUUUACUGAAGUUUAUAAAACCGAUGAAUUUCUACAACUUGAUGUCAAGCGAGUUACACAUCUCCUCAACCAGGACACUCUGACUGUGAGAGCAGAGGAUCAGGUUUAUGAUGCUGCAGUCAGGUGGUUGAAAUAUGAUGAACCUAAUCGCCAGCCUUUUAUGGUUGACAUCCUUGCUAAAGUCAGGUUUCCUCUUAUCUCAAAGAAUUUCUUAAGUAAAACAGUACAAGCCGAACCACUUAUUCAAGACAAUCCCGAAUGCCUUAAGAUGGUGAUAAGUGGCAUGAGGUAUCAUCUCCUUUCUCCAGAGGAUCGAGAAGAACUGGUAGAAGGCACAAGGCCCAGAAGGAAGAAACAUGACUACCGCAUAGCCCUGUUUGGAGGCUCCCAACCACAGUCUUGUAGAUAUUUUAACCCAAAGGAUUAUAGCUGGACAGACAUCCGCUGCCCCUUUGAAAAACGAAGAGAUGCAGCAUGCGUGUUUUGGGACAAUGUAGUUUACAUUUUGGGUGGCUCCCAGCUUUUCCCUAUAAAGCGAAUGGACUGUUAUAAUGUCGUUAAGGAUAGCUGGUAUUCCAAACUGGGCCCUCCAACACCUCGAGACAGCCUUGCUGCGUGUGCUGCAGAAGGCAAAAUUUAUACAUCCGGAGGUUCCGAAGUUGGAAACUCAGCUCUGUAUUUAUUUGAGUGCUACGAUACGAGAACUGAGAGCUGGCACACGAAGCCCAGCAUGCUGACUCAGCGGUGCAGCCAUGGGAUGGUGGAAGCCAAUGGCCUGAUCUAUGUUUGUGGUGGAAGUUUAGGGAACAACGUUUCUGGGCGCGUCUUGAAUUCGUGUGAAGUCUAUGAUCCUGCCACAGAAACGUGGACUGAGCUGUGUCCCAUGAUUGAAGCCAGAAAGAAUCAUGGGCUGGUAUUUGUAAAAGACAAGAUAUUUGCUGUGGGUGGUCAGAAUGGCUUAGGUGGUCUGGACAAUGUGGAAUAUUAUGAUAUUAAGUUAAAUGAAUGGAAGAUGGUCUCUCCAAUGCCAUGGAAGGGAGUAACAGUGAAGUGUGCAGCAGUUGGCUCUAUAGUUUAUGUCUUGGCUGGUUUUCAAGGUGUGGGUCGACUAGGAAACAUCCUUGAAUAUAAUACUGAAACAGACAAAUGGGUUGCCAACUCCAAAGUCCGAGCUUUUCCAGUAACAAGUUGUUUAAUUUGUGUUGUUGAUACUUGCGGAGCAAAUGAAGAAACCCUUGAAACAUGAAAAACUGAACCUCAAGAUUCACUGGAGACUCAAAAAUAUGGCCACCCGUGCUUUGUUCCAAGAGUGCAGUCACAAAGUUUUAGUUUGGUGUUUUUUUUUUUUUUUCCAAGGAGUUUUCAAGUAAAGUAAGAUUCAUGUAAAAUAGAUUUUCUUUUAUAUGGAUUUCCUUCCUUAAUUGAAAGACCGUAUUUCCGCUGGCCAUAUAACCAAGAACAAAUCUAGCAAGAAACUUGUAAAAUUAUAAGCACUUGGUGAAAACAUGAAUUCUUAAAUGAAUUUCACAUUUGUAAGUAUGAUUAUAGCAGAAUGGGGGACUGACUCAUGAUUGAAGCAGUCUCAUGUUAGCUCUAGAUUCUAUUUUCAUACAUCAUAGAAGUGCUAUGUAGUUAUGUCUGUUUCUCUUCAGUCAAAAACUAAGAAAUAGUAUGAAUUGUAAGUCAAAGAUAGUUCUGAUGGAGCAGCUUAGUCUCAUGUAAUUUUGCUUGUCUUCAUUUGUUCCAUUUAGUGCCAAAUGUAUGCCAUCUUAAAAGCAAGCCAGAGUGAGUCAAAGCAUACACUUAUAUCUCAUAAAAACAUUUUGGGAGUUAAAAUGUAAUCAACUCCUCAUGAACUAUAUUCAGUACAAUUAAAUAAUUCCAUCUUUUUAACACAAAAUGUCAAGCUUAGCACCCAUCAUUAAUUUACAUCACUUUUUUAACCCAGGGAUUAAAAAAGAAUUAUACCUCUUCAGUGCUCACUCUGUUAAUAUUACCUAGCAAAAGAAAGCUACUUAUAGCAAAUUCUAGGUCACUAGUAUAUCACUGAUAGUUAUACACUGUCAAUGUUGAAUUUGAACUUCUUAUAGAUUAAAAAGGUACAUAAUUUCUUUUCCUUAGCAUAACAUAUCAGCAAAUUUGACCCAGUUGUCUCUAAAAGUUUUGUAAUUGAGUUAAAUAUUUGUCAUAUUACUUAUAUGUGCUCAGUAAAUCUUUUACAAACCCAGCUGUUCAUUUCUUUCCUAGUAAUGUUUUGCCCUUUUACUUUAUGAAAUGUAUGGAAUGAGCCAUGUAAAGCUGUCACCAUCAAUGUUUUUAAACCUGAUAAUAUUAAAUAUUUUUAAACUUCAA